Rhizopus microsporus ATCC 52813 is the source of this 2018-nucleotide messenger RNA. RefSeq names its product CBS-domain-containing protein. The record is from RefSeq and is a predicted model, not a curated record. Lineage: Eukaryota; Fungi; Mucoromycota; Mucoromycetes; Mucorales; Rhizopodaceae. The transcript is spliced from 5 exons. Bases 9 to 1985 code for a protein of 658 amino acids. Gene Ontology annotation, molecular function: protein binding.
AUUCAGAAAUGUCAACCAAGAGAGCUGGAUCACGCAUUCCGUCUGUUGCUUCCUUUAGAGACAACAGUAGUGAGUUGGUUAAUACUGGAAGUAGACAACGUCAGUCGAAAAGAGACGAAGCAAUCAGGAAGAAACUCGAACAAGAGCUUUCAAAGAAAUCUGGUUCAAAAAGGGUUCGACAGACGAAAAAGAUUGCAGGCACUGUAUCUGCUCUGCGUCCGUCACAGGCAUUGACAGUGAAGGAAAAUAUGUUGGUUAUCGAAGCGUCUCAGUUGAUGGCUGCAAAGAGAAGUGAUUGUGUACUUGUGGUAGAUGAAGAUGAUCAUCUGAGUGGUAUCUUUACUGCCAAGGAUUUAGCGUACCGUGUUGUUGCUGAAUCACUGGAUGCAAGAGAUACAACAGUUGCCAAAAUUAUGACCAAGGGACCGAUGUGUGUCACAUCGGAUACUUCUGCAACAGAUGCUCUCAACUUGAUGGUAUCCCGUGGUUUCCGUCACUUGCCUGUUUGUAAUGAAGAAGGGGAUAUUUUUGGAUUAUUGGAUAUCACCAAAUGUUUAUAUGAAGCCCUAGACAAGAUGGAAAGAGCAUUUGGAUCAUCACGUAAACUAUACGACGCACUUGAGGGUGUCGAAAAAGAGUGGUCCAACAGUCCCAUCCAACUCGUACAGUAUAUGGAAGCUCUCCGUGACAAGAUGGAGUGCCCUGAUAUCAACUCGGUUCUUGAUGGAUUGCCACCUGCCGAAGUAAGUGUCAAGACGAACGUACGUGAUGUUGCUCGUAUGAUGAAAGAAUACCACACAACUGCAGUCUUGGUCAACGACCGAGAAGGGUUGGCUGGUAUCUUCACCACCAAGGAUAUCGUCUUGCGUGUGAUUGCAGCAGGUUUAAACCCAGAAAACUGUUCUGUCGUCCGUGUGAUGACGCCUCACCCCGAUACUGCUCCUCCCAACAUGACCAUCAUGGACGCACUUCGAAAGAUGCAUGACGGUCACUACUUAAAUCUGCCCAUUGUCGAGAACGGCGAUGUCGUCGGAAUUGUCGAUGUUUUAAAAUUAACCUACGCCACACUUGAACAGAUCCACAGUAUCCAAGGCAACGACGGUGAAGGACCGAUGUGGUCUCGGUUCUGGGAUAGCUUUGGCGCAACCGAUCACCACGAGACAGAAUCUCAACUGUCUGACUCACAGCUCCUGUCAGCCGCCACAGGCAACCACCGCAUCAUUUCGCCCGAACCAUCCACGUCGUUCUCUCAGCUCCAGGGCUUUUCAGAAAUCACGCCCAACGAAUCAGCAAGUAUGGUGGCUAAUAAUGACGAGUCGUCUAUCUCUGACAACCGAAGCCAACAACAGCCAUUAAAAGAAAAUACCUUUUCAUUCAAAUUUACAACCGCCAGUGGAAAGACGCAUCGCAUCGCCUGUGCUGCCGACAGUUAUGCCUCUUUGCUCGAAUCUGUAUACCAAAAAGUCGUGGCAGAACAUACCAGUUAUCUUGGUGUUGAAGAAGAUGCGCAACCAGUCGAGUCUUGGCUCAGUAUAUCCUAUUUGGACGAUGAGGACGAUCAGGUGCUGAUGACGUCGGAUGCAGAUGUUGAGGAUGCUGUCAAGCUGGCUCGUAAGAUGGGUCAUGACCGUGUCAAGUUGUUUGUUCAUGAUGCGGCUGCUCCUGCAUCUCCUGCAACUCCAGUUCCAGCUGAAGUUGAAGAGGAAAAGGAACAGAUUAAAAUUGUUGAGGAACUUGUUGAAGAACCAAUAGAAGAAGAAGAACAAGAAGUAAAAGAGGAAGAAAAAGAGGUCAAGAAAAAGAAGAGACGUAGUUUGAAACAAAGACAAGUGUCUUCAGAUGAAGAAGAUGAAGAAGUAGAUCAAAAACCAAAAGAUGUAUUUGGUAUACCUCAUGAACUCGUGCUACCUGCAGCCAUCACUUUCUUGGGCGUGGCCAUCAUUGGUGUCUUUGUUCUCUCUCGUGUUGGAAGUUCACGUCAAUAAAAAAUAUAGAUUAUUUUCAGAAAUUAUUCGCAC